GCCCCGUGAAUCCUCACUUACUCAUUGAGAUUUCUAUCGGUUUAAAGCGGCCUUCCAGCAGCUGAAGCUCUGGGGGCUGCAGUAUUGUCCUGGCCGAGAGCCAAGGCAGAGCCCCCCCCCCCCCCAAGAAGACUGUUUUAUUUUAGGGUUUUGGAACGUUUCUGUCUGUCUGCUCAGGGGACGGGUGUAUACACACACGUGAGUAUAGAUGAUGAAUGGGGCUCCGAGAGUAGCUCUUCCUCCCCCACAGUUUUUAUAGGAAGAGUAUCUUUUCAACGGUGGGCUUGAAGGCAACCUGCAAAUCUAAGGCACGCUUAAUUCUCCAAGCCUCAGCCCCCGAUGCUGGAGCCGACUGACGCGUUGGAUGCAGCGUGUGGGAUGGUUUUUCUCCCUCUCCGGAGCUCUGAAUGUUUUCUGCCGUUCUGAUGGUGAACGAUGAGACAGGCUACCAUGGAUUUCAGCACCUCGUCUGUGUUUGAUCAGCAAAAAGGUGACUCAUCUGAGGAAGUGGACCUGACCAUGGUGUAUCAGGCAGCAUCUAAUGGAGACGUCAAUGCUCUGACUGCCGUGAUUCGAGAGGAUCCUUCUAUCCUGGAAUGCUGUGACAGUGAAGGAUGUACGCCCUUGAUGCAUGCGGUUUCUGGUCGUCAAGUGGACACGGUGAAGCUGCUGUUGAAGAUGGGUGCCAACAUUAAUACACAGGAUGCGUAUGGCCGCACCAGCUUAUGCCUGGCAACUUAUCUGGGCUGGCUUGAAGGCUGUGUGAGUUUGCUCAGAAACGGAGCCAAGCACAACAUCCCAGAUAAAAAUGGCCGCCUGCCACUCCACGCGGCCACAGCGGAGCCUGAUGUGAGGCUCCUCAUAGUCCUGCUGCAGCAGUCCAGCCUCGGUGAGAUCAAUCACCAGGACACGGAGGGAAUGACACCGCUCCAUUGGGCAGCCUUCCACAACCGGCCUCAGCACACACAAAUGCUGUUGAAGAAGGGGGCAGACCCUACCCUCGUGGACAAGGACUUCAAAACAGCUCUCCAUUGGGCAGUUCAGAGCGGAAAUAGAAUCCUGUGCUCCAUCAUUCUGAGUCAUCACCAGGGCCCAUCCAUCAUCAACUACGACGAUGACAGCGGGAAGACGUGUGUCCACAUCGCGGCAGCUUCAGGUUUCGGUGACAUUAUUAACGAUCUGGCAAAAGUCCCUGAGUGUAACCUGCAGGCUCUGGAUGUGGAUGACAGGACACCCCUGCACUGGGCUGCAGCUGCUGGAAAGGCAGAGUGUGUCCAGUCCCUGCUGGACUUGGGCAUGGACUGUAACCUGAGGGACAUUAACGAGAGCACGCCCCUGGCCUACGCCCUGUACUGCGGUCAUACAGCCUGUGUCAGGCUCCUCUCCCAAGAAGGCCGAGCAGAGGCUACUCGACCUCUUCCUUCCCAGAACAGUGUACCCCAAAAGAAAGAAGGACGAUUCAGCGUGCUCAACCAGAUCUUCUGCAAAACCAAGAAAGAAGAACAGAAAUCCCAUCAGAAGGACCAGAGCAGGGACAGACACAAGGAGGAGGACACCUCGGAAGUCAAUGACAUCAUCACCACCUUUGACAACACCGUGGAUACCAACUGCCAAGAUCAGCCUGGUGACCAGGUGGCUAUGGUCGUCUUUAAGAAGAGGACCUCAGAGAAUUCAAAGUACUUCUUGUCAGAAAAGAAACCCCUGGCCCGGAAGGGGCUUCCACCAAUCAGAACACAGAGUCUCCCACCCAUCACGCUGGGCAAUAACUUCCUGACAGCCUCCCAUGGAACCACUUCCCAUGCUGGCCUGAGCUCUGGUCCUCAGCAAACUGCCCAGCGCUCUCAGAAAAGCCGAAGUGAACAGGACCUGUUAAAUAAUAGGACUGGCUGCCCGGGGGCAACAGAAAAUCCCUGGAAGGGUGACACUAGGCAGAUAUUCUCCUGCAAGGCUUGGACCGUGUCUUCUGAUAAGUUACUAGACAGGCUGUGCGUUGGCCAGCCCGGUCACCAGGAGCUCGCUGGGCCACCACACCUUCCGCAUCUACAUAAUGCCUCGCCAGGACAAGCUCUUCAGCAUCUCUCCCCAAACAGACCUAAAGGCAGGGAUCUUCUUUUCACUCGGAACAGCCUUGCACCUCUGCCGGACCAAAAAUUUCUGUCUGGAGAACCUCUGAGAACAAACCGAGUGCUUCCGGCGAUUCCGAGCCAGAGGGGACAUGGCCCACCAGCUGAAGAGACUGAGCGCUCCUCCAGUCCCACCCAGGAUGGGAACUAGCUGCAGGCCGCUCUCUGUGGAAAUAGAGAAGAUACAUAUUUUUCAACUUUCCAGCGGUGAGAUUGCUCUGGUUUAUAGGAACGAAGUCUUCAUUUAGUAAGUUGUGCUCUACAAGCCAUUCACGGUUUUAUAAUUCAAGAUUCCUUAUUUCAAAUAAAUAUACUUCCUAAAUACAUACUUAGGAUCUUCAGGUGUGCAAACAUUACCAAGUCUAUGAGUUUCUGUGACUUUCCCUACAUGCUGUAAUUCAGAAGCAAAAUACAUUCCUAGCAGGAGGAUUUAGGUGCAUUUCAUUCAUAUUUGUGGCAUGUUUACUGUUUUGUCUGGGUUUUUUUUUUUUUUUUCCUUUUUCUUUUCUUUUUUUUUUUUUCUUUUUGCUUAUUUGUUGACUUUAUGUAAUUUUUUAAGUGUAUGCUUUGCUGAAUAAAAAUAUAAGAAAAGUAAAUCCUAGACUUGUUUUUCACAUUUGUUUCCAUUCUACCUCAGCCUGACAAAAUAUAAUUAAAAUUUAGUACUAAAUUCCUGAUUGUCAGUCACAGUGUAUGGCUCUGAAAUGCAUGAUCUUCUGCAAAAUAUUUUCUGAUAUUGUCAGCUCUUGGCGAAACCCCAAGUCACUUGACAGUGUUUCUUGUCUCUGUUAUUUAAUUAGUUCCACUUUCUGUUGUUUUCAAACAUGUUUGAUGACCCCAGUAAUAAAAAAGGUCAUGGGAGCUGGCAAGGUGUACUCCCUGGUCUGAUUGAAUUUCUCACCGGGUCCUCAAACAUUCUACCUGUUAAGAAUUCUCUUGGAGCUGGAGAGAUGGCUUGGUGGGUAAGAGUACUGUCUGCUCUUCCAAAUGGACCCGGGUUCAAUUCCCAGCAACCACACGGCAGCUCACAACUGUCUGUAACGCCAGUUCCAAGGGAUCUGACAUCUUCACACUA
This is a messenger RNA of Psammomys obesus (fat sand rat), 3198 nucleotides long. RefSeq names its product ankyrin repeat domain 55 (gene Ankrd55). The coding region runs from base 436 to 2274 and encodes 612 amino acids. Gene Ontology annotation, molecular function: protein binding. Gene Ontology annotation, cellular component: nucleus; cytoplasm. Lineage: Eukaryota; Metazoa; Chordata; Mammalia; Rodentia; Muridae. The record is from RefSeq and is a predicted model, not a curated record. The transcript is spliced from 11 exons.